Dicentrarchus labrax (European seabass) is the source of this 2538-nucleotide messenger RNA. RefSeq names its product CD209 antigen-like protein A. The coding region runs from base 739 to 1560 and encodes 273 amino acids. The record is from RefSeq and is a predicted model, not a curated record. The transcript is spliced from 10 exons. NCBI's taxonomy places the organism in Eukaryota, Metazoa, Chordata, Actinopteri, Moronidae.
AGUGCAAAUUAUGAAUAAAUAAUAAACGAGAAGGAAAAAGAAGGGUUUCAUAAGCUCAAAUGAAUAUUGACUAAAAUGAAAUUGCCCUAUUAAUUCAGAGGUUUUUGCUAUUUAGUAGUUGAAUAUAUGGCAGUGUGUUUUCCUGCUACUACUUCCUGUGUGAUGAAACCUGGCCAGCACACACAGAAACAGAGAGACAUAGAAACCUUGGCAGAAAACACAGACAGCAGCAUCAGAACAGAUUACAACGUUAUAUUCAGGAUUUAGCAACACAAACUUCACUAUCAACAAUCUAUGUAGCAGAGCACCUGCUGUUAGAGGAGUACAGAUACAGUGACAGCAGUGGGGAGCAAUAAAUAGUCAAUCGAGACUACUGAAAAGCUGCACAGACUUUUAAGGUUGUAUUCUGUCUUGAAAUGUCUUUGAACAUUCACAAAGACCCAAAUUUGACUAUAAAUGUGAGAUACAGCAAUGAAAACGGAGAGGACGGAGGACAGAGAGUGGAAAGAGUGGUCUUCAUCAACCAGAGUGCAGACACUUCCACAGACCAUCAUGUUGGCCUUUCGACACGAGCUGGAGGAAUUUGUCUGAAUCUGACUGAACAGUCAGUGAAAAUAAAGGAUUGGCCGGAGCAAUGGGAAUGGAAAUCAGUGGACAGAUCCACACCAUCACAUAUGUGUGAAUAAAUGUGAAUGGCUCAGUUAGCAGCUACUGUUCAGUUGUUCCAGUCCUCUCAAGAUGUCCUCAGAUAUUUAUGCCAAACCAGAUUUGUCAAAGAAGGUGAGAUACAACAGAAAGGUGAAGGAAGACAACGUAGAGUGGGAGGAAAGGGAGGUGGUUAUCUACGAGAGUGCAGAUGCUAUCAGAGAUGAUCAGACUGAUUUUCAGUCACGUGAAGGAGGACCGCACACUGAGAAGCAUCGUCCAUCCGUCCAAAGAAGACCUUUCAGGGCUGCUACACUGUGUCUGGGAGUGCUGUGCUUUCUGAUGCUAACUGGAAUCAUCAUCUUAUCCAUACAUCAUACUUCAGUAACAUUUGAGCUGCAGACCAGAUUGAACAAACUGAGCAACAACAACAGUCAGCUUCAUGGAACAAUGUCAGGUAUUAAAGUCAACAACAGGAAGUUACAGGAUGAAGUGAAGCAGCUGAAGGCUAAAAUUGAAGGGAAGUGGUGUCCUGAAGGAUGGAUGAGAUUUGGAUGCAGUUGUUACUUUAAAUCCAAUGAGAGGAAAACCUGGUCUUACAGCAGAUCUGACUGUCAGAACAAAGGAGCAGAUCUGGUGAUCAUAAACAACGAAGAGGAACAGAAAUUUGUCACUGAGCUGAAUUCGAUAGGAAAUUCCUGGAUUGGACUACAGGGAACAAAUGGAAAAUGGACAGGAUCAGGAACGGUAUGGGAAUGGAAAUGGGUGGACAGCUCACCACUGACACAAACGUUCUGGGCAUCGGGAAUGCCAUAUAGUUCAUGGAACCAGUACGCAGCAGCAUUCUGUGAUACACAAGGAAAAUGGAAAGUAAGCAGUUCUUCUGAGUAUAAAAACUGGAUCUGUGAGAAAUAGAUUUCUUGCUUUCUUUAACAACAGAGGAGUGUGCAGUUUUGUCAAAUCAGAUUAAUUUACGUUUUACAUUUGUUCAGUUGUUUAUUCUGUGUUGCAUGCUGAAUAACCUGGAUUACACAGAUAUUGUUUCUCUGCUAUACAUAAGGCUGGUUGGAAGUCAUCUACACAACUACACAUACACUUACUCUGUAGCCCUACAGGAUUAUUACAAUUAAUGAACUGCAGCUUCUUUUUACUUUGGUUAAUUCAUAAAGUUGUAUUCAGUUAGAUCUGUCUGUGUUUAUUACGUGACAAUAAUGCCACUGCUGCCAAGUUUUUCCUGUGUCCCCUUUGAUACACCAGCUGCUAAUAUCACUUCCCACUGAGAAGUUUCACCAGGAGAGUUAAACAUCCAUGGAGGUUCAUGUUAAGACUCUUCAGCCUGUUUAAUGUCAAACUGUCUUCCUUUCACACAAAGGACUGCAGUUCAUGUAUCUCACCCUAACAAUAACUGUAGGUUUCCACCAGGAUAAAGAUAUUUCCCUGAUCUGUACCAAGGCCUAAUUUACAUUCAUUGCAAGUGUCUCUCAGUUAGCUCUGUCACAAAUCUGAAUGCAAUCAUUAUGUCAUCUCUGUCAUAACAUUAGUCUUUAUUUUGCAGUCAUGUGUUACUUCCUGUUUUAUUUUGUAGUUGUCCUCCUCUUGUGUUCUGUGUUGUUUUACUUCCUGUCUUUGUCUUUUUCCGUCUAGUUUGAUUGUUUGCCAGCCUUGACUGUGUUCACCUGUGUCUCGUUAGUUUCCCCUCACUAUAUAUUGCCUGUGUUUCAUUCUCCCUCUGCCAGUUUGUCUUUGUACCUUUGUGUUGGUUAUUAACAUGGAUUAGGAUUACAGCUUGUUUUUGGACUCUGUCUCUCCUCAUCUGGUUUUGUUACUUGUGUUUCGUGGACCUCCUGUGUACCAAACCUUCAUUUGUGUUAAGUAAAGAUUUUAAGACUUCAA